GAGUCCGUCGUGCUGCAUGGAUGGGACAGGGGCCCAUGGGGUACCUCCAACGUCACUAAAGUCGGGACCAGCAUGGGGACAUUCCUUCACACACGUCGCCUUCUGAACCGAACAAGCAUGACGGUGGCCCAAUGUUUGUCAGGAGACAAACUGACCCGAUGUAGUACGAUUUCGAUGAGAGAAUAAUUCGUUUGGAGACAUGCAUGUAGAUUUUACUUUAACACAACACUCAGCUCCGUUCUGUAAGAACAGAAAAUUGAUUUGCUCAGUGGGAAUGCCCGUAGUUCGCUCCACCCAAAGAGGAUAUGAGUUGUUGGAAAUGGGCCAUAGGCUAGGUUUCUUGCCAAAAAAGAGGCGAGCAGAAGUUGCUGAACUAUUGGAAAUCCCUGCCUGAGAGUUUGGCAUUAAAGUCGUAUGUGAGUUUAUAUCAUUCACCACAAUCGCAUGGCAUUCUAACAUAAUGCUCCAAAGAUGGCGGUAGCUACAGUAAUUUCGGGGAACAGAGUGCAAAAAAGUGGAUUUUUAGAGGUUUUGGUGAGGGACCGAUGGCACAAAGUUUUGGCCAACUUGAACGAAGAAGCUCUGACGCUGAGUUGCGAGGACCAGGGAAAUAAUGUAAACCUUAACGGCAUCACAAAUGGAUCUUACGGCAGCGACGCCACUCACCAGGAUCCCACGAACAGUCCGAAAACCGCGGCGAGGACAGCUUUCACGGAUUUAUCCGAGCAAGUGCCAGAGGCGAUAGCGAACAGAAAAAGAUGUGUGAAGGUGAUAAAGCAAGAAGUGGGGGGACUAGGUAUCAGUAUAAAAGGAGGAAAGGAGAAUAAAAUGCCGAUACUUAUUAGUAAGAUUUUCAAAGGUCUCGCUGCGGAUCAGACCCAAGCCUUGUAUGUGGGGGACGCAAUUCUAUCCGUGAACGGUGUGAACCUGCGGGAUGCUACGCACGACGAGGCGGUGCAGGCGCUCAAACGAGCGGGUAGAGAGGUGACGCUGGAAGUGAAGUACAUGCGAGAGGCCACACCCUACGUGAAGAAGGGGUCCCCGGUGUCGGAGAUUGGCUGGGAGACCCCUCCGCCGGAGUCCCCGAGGCUGGGUAGUCCCCAGUCCGACAUCCCCCUCGCCCCCACUGUGUCACUUCAGGGGGACAGGAGGUGCAUCCCUCUGAAGAUGGGCUACAUCACCAGGAGCAUGAACACGCCGGACCCAGAGAACAGGCAGUUGGAGCUUCACUCGCCGGACGCCAAGCACACCGUGGUUCUACGGUGCAAAGACACGGCCGCAGCCCAGGCCUGGUUCGGGGUCAUCCAGUCUGCCACCUCGAACCUCAUCACUAAAGUCAUAGCGGAGGUCAAAGAGCACACAGGACGAACAGGGAUUGUGGGGGGCAGAGAGAUCAGACACCUCGGCUGGCUGGCCGAAAAGACAGAGAAUGAGAAGCAGCGGUGGAAGCCAGUCCUGGUGAUGGUGACAGAGAAAGACCUGCUAUUCUAUGACAGCCUGCCACGGAUGAAGGAGUCCUGGCAUAGUCCUGCACACACAUACCCACUGCUAGCGACAAGACUGGUGCAUUCUGGGCCAGAUCGAGGAUCUCCGCGGCCCGGGUCGGAGUUGUCCUUUGCCACACGCACGGGCACGAGACUUGGCAUCGAGACCCACCUGUUCAGGGCAGAGACCAGCCGCGACCUGGCGCUGUGGACCAGGCACAUUGUCACCGGCUGUCACUCCUCCGCCGAGAUGAUCAAGGAGGUCACCACCAGCUGUAUGUACCAGGGCCAGGAGUGCCGGCUGGUGAUCCACUACGAGCAGGGCUUCUCUGUCCUAUCUGAGCCCCAGGGAGAGGAGCCAGAGAACCAAGGGCUCCAAAACCAGGCGCGCCAGAACCAGUGGCGUCAGAACCAGGCCAAACCUCUGCUCAGCUACCCCUUCGAACGCCUCAAGAUGUCCUCGGACGACGGCAUCCGGAUGCUCUUCCUGGAUUUCAGUGGAAAAGAGGGCGAAAUUCAGCUGGACCUCCACUCAUGUCCGAAGCCUAUCGUCUUCAUCCUUCACUCAUUCCUCUCGGCGAAGAUCGCCAGACUCGGCCUGGUAGCAUAGAGUUUGUCUUUAGAACUCCAUAGCAAGACAGGACAUUUAAAGUUCAAUAGUGGAUUGUUCCAGUGUUCCACAGUUGAGUGUACAGAUCAAAUCAGGACGUGUGUCAUGGUGAAAGAAAACGAAAACACAGAAGAAGGACGUAUCAAUGAACUGCGUUUCAGAAACGAGUUGAUUUGUGCUAUAUUUAUAAAAACAUGUGCAUUACCAAUGACAGCAUACUGUAUACACUCAGUAAGAUUGUAAAGGAUCAGUUAGAGCAGGAGACAUUUUGUCGAAAUCGUUGUUAAGCUGCAGAACAACACUAAUCUAUUGUUUUGGUACUAAAAAGAUAUUGGAAGUAUUAUCUAUCCAGCACACAUUGAUCCUCUGAUAAUCCUUUGUUUGGCAGUGUUUUUGUCGGCAAAGAAAUAAGCACUUACUGUUCAUUUAAAUCCAGAAGUUGAAAUAGGCUAUAUAUGUAAUAGCUGCUUGAAAUGUAGAAUUGUACUAUGCCUUUGGCAGCUAUUAUGCAUAAUGAUUCAAGGCUUUGUUUUAUUUCAACUCUGUUAACGACACACAUGAAUUGCAUUAAAAAAAAUGUAGCUUUUU
Molecule: messenger RNA, 2682 nt
Organism: Esox lucius (northern pike)
Lineage: Eukaryota; Metazoa; Chordata; Actinopteri; Esociformes; Esocidae
Gene: sntb1
Product: syntrophin, basic 1
Exons: 7
Coding region: 472-2094 (540 amino acids)
Cellular component (GO): intracellular anatomical structure; synapse; dystrophin-associated glycoprotein complex
Molecular function (GO): structural molecule activity; protein binding
Source: RefSeq, a predicted model, not a curated record